UUUCUGAUAAGCGAAAGGAAAGACUUCCAGAUUCCGACAAGAAGUCGGGGAGUAAAAAGGAUGAUACCUCAAAGUCGAACGAUAGAACACAUGUGAAGGAAGAAUCAACAGGUACCUGGAAUGGUUUAAAUCUUAUGAAUGGAACACAAUGAUUUCUGAUUCAUUGUACGCUCUAGAUCAUCUAUACCAGUUUACUAAGCCUAGUAAUGGAACACAUGGAGCCAAUGAAAACGGAAGCAGAAAAAGAAAAGAAAGAGAUGAUUCAGAAAAAGGUGAAAUGGAAGACCCACCUGUUGUCAAAACCAAGCGACCCGAUAAUGAUACGCAUGUGGAGCCAAAGAUAAAUGCUCCACCGGCCAAGAGCACUGGCAGCCCAGUCGUACCAAGAAAGACGAGUUCCAAGGGUAAAGAGAACCCAAAGCCUGAUCGGCGAGAAAAAGAGAAUGGUAUUUUCAAGAGCCCUGCUCGAGCAAAUCAUUCACAGCCACCCAGGAAUGGCCAAAAGACAAAUCAAAAGCCGAAGGUCGAACAAAUUGAGGUUGAUCUUAUUAGAGUCAAAAGUAAAGACCAAAUACCAAUUCAAACAUUUUGGAAUGCCAUGGAACCAUACUUCAGAACGUUCUCUGAGAGCGAACGAGAGAUGCUUUUGGAAGAGGGUGAUAAUGUCAAGCCAUAUUUAAUACCACCGCUCGGCCGAUACUACUUAGAUACCUGGGCGGAAGAGGAGAGAAUGCUAGUUCCUUCGUUUGAUACCUCUCCUCGGCACUCAAGAUCACCAUCUGUAACUUCGGCUCGCGGAACAUUUGAUACCAAUGGCUUGCAUAUGGAGAGAGCACGGUAUUUGGAGUCACCCGAGUCAUUUACCGACGAUCACUUCGGCCAGCACGACCUGAGUUGUGGUUCAUUGACUGAACGACUUAUCAGCUGCUUAUUACGAGAGAACCUUCUAUCACCAGAAGAGAUAAAUGGUCAUGCAGACACAGAUGCCGACCCGAAUAUGGAAGAAGACGACGAUGAUAUGGACACCACAGAAGCAACUAAUGGCCAGCCUACUAUAACAGCAACUGAGCCUAUUUUCUACCCACCUGAGAGAAUUCUUAAUUUCGAAGAUAGACUGAAACGAGAGUUGCGUUAUGCAGGGCUCCUUGUCGAGGAUGAUAUUGAUUGGGACUCACGAGAAGACGACGAAGUUUGCGCAGAGAUGCGAAAACUUCAAAAGGAUUUGAGAGAGCAGGUAAAGAUCAAUGUCGGUAGAAAGCAAAAGCUGUUGAAAGUUGUAGAAGGUCAGCUUCAAUAUGAGCAAUACAAGCAAAUUCUGGAUGGACUCGAUGGCCAAGUGGAGCACAGCUAUUUUAAACGAUACCAACGAUUUCAAAAAUCCAAAAAGAAAGCCGUACCGGUGCUUCCCAAGACUGCUCUAUCAGAUAAUGCAUUAUAUGCCAUGGAGAAACGCAGGACCUGGAUAAAUUCCAUCGGUGCUAUUUUUAAGGACAGGGAUAUGGUCAUGCCAAAGACUUCGAUCUAUGACGAGCAAGAAUUGGUAAAAACCGAGCAAGAUAAUAGUACAAAGGCACGGCAUUCUCAAUCAUGACCAUGGGGUCGCCAAUUUCUGUACCUAUUCGAACCCCCACAACUAGCAAAUCAUUGUCUGCGUGAACCCGCAUACCACGCAUAUGUAUCUGUAACAUAUUAUAUCCAUCACUUUUGUAAUAACUAUUUAAUAGUAAAGUCAGGUUGAAACGAGGAUGCUCUCUAGUUAGCUAAGCUAAUUGGAUAAAACUAAUGCAGGAACAGCCUUUCAGAGGUUUUAAUUUCCACGUGUUUUCAGAAGCAACGCACGAUACGUGACCAUUGCUGCUUCAACCUCGCCUUAAUCUCAUCAUGAAGGCUAUCCAGG
This is a messenger RNA of Umbelopsis ramanniana AG, 1897 nucleotides long. RefSeq lists its product as uncharacterized. Gene Ontology annotation, molecular function: transcription coactivator activity. The record is from RefSeq and is a predicted model, not a curated record. The transcript has 7 exons. Gene Ontology annotation, biological process: regulation of transcription by RNA polymerase II. Bases 149 to 1591 code for a protein of 480 amino acids. Gene Ontology annotation, cellular component: SAGA complex. Lineage: Eukaryota; Fungi; Mucoromycota; Umbelopsidomycetes; Umbelopsidales; Umbelopsidaceae.